This is a messenger RNA of Pygocentrus nattereri (red-bellied piranha), 935 nucleotides long. RefSeq lists its product as uncharacterized. The record is from RefSeq and is a predicted model, not a curated record. The transcript is spliced from 4 exons. The coding region runs from base 93 to 935 and encodes 280 amino acids. Lineage: Eukaryota; Metazoa; Chordata; Actinopteri; Characiformes; Serrasalmidae.
UGAGGAAACUCACUGAAACUCACCUUUAUCAUCUGGACAGAGUGGCCUGCACACCGACCUGCACUUCCAGCCAGCUUUGGUCGCUGUCAGUUAUGCAGCCCUGCAGUUCUGCUCUUUGUAUCCUGAUCUUACUGAUCUCUACAUUCACUACUGGAUCUGAGUCAUGUUUUUCUACAGUAAAGGUGGGUUUUAAUCAGGGUGCUACUCUGUCCUGCUCUGACAGCUGCUCGGGUUUGGCCAGAUGGACUGUGUUCAAUAAACCCACUGAUUCUCUGGCUGAGUGUGAUCAGAUUUCAUGCAGAUCACUGAAGGAGGGAUAUGAGAUGAUCCAUGAUCAAUACCUGAAGAAAAACAUCUCUCUGAUCAUCACUAAAACUGAUUACAGCAAGAAGGGGAGGUACACAUGCAAGUGCGACAGCCAAAACAUAUGUGAUGUGGAUCUACAGGUUGAGCCUUUGAGAACUACAGUUCAGAUAGAGCCUGGCCAAUCUCUAGUGCUGAAGAUAGACAUAACAGAUCCAGUGGAGGUGGUUUAUAGCAGCACAGACACAGAUGGACCAUCCAGUGGUCAGAUCUGUACAGUGGAUGGACGCUCACUACAGUGUGAUCCUGAACACACAGAGAGAGCGUCUCUAACAUCCGUUCUUGAGCUGAGAAACAUGACUCCAUCUGAUAGUGGAGAUUAUUCUAUAGUGAACAAAGAGAAAAAACAAGUCAUUCACAUCUACACAGUGACUGUGAAGAGAAGACCUGCAAUAACCUGUAGAACCCGAAGUCCGCGUUGUGCGGGCUGUGUGCAUGGCUGUCUUCUAGCCGGCAUAACUUUCCAACGGAUUAAGUUACAGAAAUGUUACCCUAUUCACAACACUCAGCAGAACAUGCUGUCUCUAGCUCUGCAGAUGGGCUUCACCACUCCACAAAGGGCUAACCCAUAA